This is a messenger RNA of Penaeus monodon (black tiger shrimp), 1681 nucleotides long. RefSeq lists its product as uncharacterized. The record is from RefSeq and is a predicted model, not a curated record. Bases 158 to 1501 code for a protein of 447 amino acids. Lineage: Eukaryota; Metazoa; Arthropoda; Malacostraca; Decapoda; Penaeidae. The transcript has 4 exons.
UUUAUGUAAAUGUUUAUCAAAGAUGUUUUCAACGUGAGGGACGGUAAUAAGAUAACCAGGAUAUGCGAGCUAGCAACCAAACGAGGGAAUGAAGUUAGGUUGCUCAGCUGUCGUCUCAGUCGCUCCAGAUUGGAUCGUUUGAUUAGUGUCGGCCAAUAUGAAGUUCGUGUGUGCAGCGUGGUUCAUUUUAGCACUGUCUUUCCACGAAGGCGUUGUUGCAGCCGAUGAUGAGUCUGUGGUGAUGUUCAUCAAUGAGAUCAGUCACGCCUUACAGAGUCAAUGGGAAAUCCUCGAGAAAAUCCGCUAUCACACUUUGGUCAACAAGCUUUGGCUCAGACAACUGCUCGCGGAGUUGAACAAAAUAGAAGGAAGAACUCGAGUUAAUCGCCAUAGUUCUCUCAACGGGGAGGAGCUCUUGCCAUCACACGAUUUCCUUCACAGUUUCAGGGAAAUAAUACACGAACUAGAAGAUCUACAGCUAAUGCUUAACACGACAGAUGGUUUGAAUGAAAACGCGUUCAGCAACAGCAACUAUACGGACGCAUUCGGGACCGUACCCAAAAACGCGACCCUUAGUUUUUUCAACGUCGAAACGCCUAACAAUACUUUUAGUGUGGAAAAUAACGGAAACAAAGAGGGCUUUCCUGCCGAAACAACAACUCCUACGCCUGAUAUUGUGACUUCUACCAUCUCCAAUAACGGCGACGCCAUGACGAUGUCCACAGCUACCAUGCCAGAUGUGCCGGCAGUCAUAGCAACGCUAGAGAAACUAAAUCUGCUUUUGAUCGAUCACAUUAUGUCAAUACAAGCUGCUGCAACCACAACUUCGCCCCCCAAAGAUUUCUCCAAGGCCCUGACUUCGCUGAAGAAUAUGUACCGAGAGCACUUUGGCCAGCUCAUCACACCUGACGUUCAUCAAACAACAACGGAACAUCCAACCGUCCACCGGCAACCAGGCGAACUUACCAGGAUUAUUGAGAGUUUAAGAGACUUAGCCAGUUAUCUCAAACCCAGACCCUCCCAGACUUUGGUGACUAACGAGGCAAAUGCCACCACUGCACCCACCUCUCCGGCCACCUGCGAACCGCCCCUUCAGGAGAUCGCCUACCGGAUGUGUAUCUUGGUGGUGAAGGACAAAAGGCUUAACUGGUUCGACGCUGGAGCUUACUGCCGGGCUCACGGAGGACAGUUAGCGCAGGACUCGGUGGUGAUCAAGACUCGGCGAUACCUGAACGAGCUCUAUGGCGAGGAAGGCCUACGUGUGCGCUGGCCCUUCUGGGUGGGUGGACAUGAAGUGACCGAGGAUGGCACAUGGCGAUGGCAGUGGAAGGAUGGCGGCCUCGUCUCCUCCUUCCUGUGGAGUCACAAACAACCUCGGUAUUACUCGAGCAACCUAACUCCAAGGGGAUCGUGCAUGAUGCUCGACGGGUUCCAGGCCUUCUAUGGGGGUUCUCUGCCUUGCCACCUGCGCAGAAGAUUCGUGUGCCAGAUGUGGAAGUGAAGCCCCGAGCUUGUGUGUUAUGUGGGGAUACAAACCUACGAGUGAAUAGAGUGUGCGGGAGAUAGAUAAAUUCAAGAAAAUCUGUGUGGUUAUCUUUUAAGAACUCUUAACUAUUGUAAUCCUGCGGUCUGUCAAAUUGUAAAAGUCCAUAGUUAAAAUAGACAUAUAUAUAUACACACA